CUGGUCGACUGUAAUGUUCAUCAUAGAUUCUAUUAUCUAUUAUGAUUUUUGGUGUUGUUUUCACCGAUAUCCUGUCAUCAGUUUUAACCCCAAAAAACAAAGAUGAAAGAAACAUUUAUCUUACCGGAUUUUCAGCCUCUUUUGGAGGUGAGUGGUUUAAAUUGCGACAAAGUCGUAAUUAUCUCAAUCAUGGGCAAGUCCCCUUACAACUCAAUGGGGAUGAAAGCCAAGUCAAUUGGGCGAGUUUUUACAGCAGGGUGUAAAAGCGACGAUGAAUGUACGAUUGAGGGUUUCUAUGAUGAGGAAAACCAGAUCAUUUAUCUCCACCUCCACAGUCUUUUAGACACAGAUUUAUUAAUUAAACACUACUCAAGUCUCGUUGAGCGGUGCAAUAAUGAACGAAAGUGCGACGAUUUACUUGUAAUUAACGACGAAAUUAAGAGUAGUUUUGCUCGCGCGCUCUUACUAUUGUUUCACGUGAGUCACAUUAUGAUUUUGUCUCAUCCUGGGUGGACUUUUGAUACAAACUGGAUCCAGUAUUUCAAGGCUGUGGAUACGUUAAGUCAAAAAAAACUCAAUAAAAUAAGCGAAGUUUUGAAAAACGUUGACGGUUUGAGCCCCGAUUGGGUUUCCAAUGGCCGGUUUUGCACGCCCCGUGUUAUUUUCUACUUUGAGCAGUGCCCGAAGGGCUCAUACAACAUCAAGAAGGUUGAACACAACCUUGAAGAUCGCAUUUACCACAUUUUGAAAAAGACACGGAUAAUCUCAACCUAUGGUUCGUCGCUUUUUGCAAUUCCGAUGAAUGAGGAAUUCGUUUACAUAUCGACGGAAGCGCCAAGCACUGACCGGUUAGGGGAUGCCGUCAGAGGCUUGAUUCAGGAUUGCCAGCCUGGCGGCGCUAUGCAAGUCCAGCCCCCAUUUUGCAGCCAGCCUUACUCCGAACGCCACUUUUUGAAAUUCUUGCAAGUGCACAUAAAACAGGCCCGGACUAAGGGUUUUAACGACACGGGGAGCUCCAGUCGGCAUCAGUUGUCACAACCGGCCCACUUUGAGUUACCCAUACUGAAACAUUGGCUUGAGAGCACCAAGGCCAUAUACGAAGUGAUAAUGAAAAAAGGCUUGAUCUCGUCGCUAUGCACCGACACGAGAUUUUCCGAACAGAGGUGUCUCAAAGUCCUGCCUUUGGCGCUAGCGCGGUACCAGGAAAACUUGCCGCCACAUUACGCGCACUCAGAGCACGACAGGCGCCUCAGCAUGGCCUUGGCCCUCUUUAACGCUCAGGCCAGAGGCCCUGUGUUCCAGCAAUACGUCACGAAAUUGAAGGCCGACUGCAAGGCGCAUUGGGAGAACGGGAGACAGCAGUGCGAGGCGGCUUCCAUGACCGGGAACCCGUGCAAAUUGCCCAAACAUCAGUCAGAUCAGGAGCACAUGAGCGGGUUUAUUUACAAAGCUGUUUGCGACUGCGGCCGGAAAAUCGGCCCGCGUGAGGACCCCUACAACGCCAAACAAGCCAAUCACCUCUUCUACCAAGCGAUCAGUCGCGAAUGCAUUUGCUCGAAAUUGGAGCGCAUUUCCUUCCCCGUUUUCCAACCCUCGAUCAAAGAAUACAAAGCAGCGACUUUGAAAGAGACCGAAGAGGCCCUUUCGGUCCUCUCCGACCGCUCCAAUGAACUCACCCCCGAAAACGAAAGGGGGCUGGUCCGCCAGCCGAGCACGACCGAAUAUUUACCGGGAAUGCUAACCCUGAGUUCGCCCCCUGGCCUCCUCCCGGUCUACUCCAGCUGGAGUCUCGUCUGCCUCGGCCCCUCCUCGCUUUACAGCCACAAUUUGGGGCUGUCGGAGUCGCACCAUCCCGGUUUUUUGAACUCUACUAACUACUUGCUCCCGUGGGACGUGACAGUGUAUAGCAAGGCGAAAAUGAAUUGGGUUAGUAAGUACCCGGCGAGGGGGCGUCGGGGACGUCCGACGGGGGCUUCGCCCCAGUUUUCGGUCAAGGUUUUCAUUGGAGUGGAGUAUGAGUGUUCGUCGGGACAUAGAUUUAUGUUGGCAGCCCCGGAUAAAAUUCUCAAGGCCACGCCGGGGAGCAUUGUGAAGGACACUGGGCAUAAAAUAGCAGAGUCGGAUAUGCCCUUGUAUUAUCCGUGCAUGUGUCGUGCCAAUAAGUUGGCACAACUGAUGCGACUGCAUGUUGUUACCCCCAAGGCUCCAGUGCAUUGCACUCUGGACCCAAAGGUGCAGCCCGCACCCGGGGCCCCCAUUUUCAUCAGUACGGUGGAACGGCCCACCAAACUGACCCAAUCGGCCUAUUGGGUCAUGCGGUUGCCUUACGUCUAUGUUGCGGAUAAGGAACACUACCCGCAAAAUUUAGGAGCAAAGCUACUACAGGGCGUUUUUGGAGUAACAGAAAUAGAAUAAAUGGUUUUCAAUGA
Molecule: messenger RNA, 2429 nt
Organism: Tribolium castaneum (red flour beetle)
Lineage: Eukaryota; Metazoa; Arthropoda; Insecta; Coleoptera; Tenebrionidae
Exons: 8
Coding region: 103-2415 (770 amino acids)
Biological process (GO): nuclear-transcribed mRNA catabolic process, nonsense-mediated decay
Source: RefSeq, a predicted model, not a curated record